Messenger RNA from Nymphalis io (European peacock), 3179 nucleotides. It is a transcript of the gene Fas3, whose product is annotated as fasciclin-3. The transcript has 14 exons. Gene Ontology annotation, molecular function: cell adhesion molecule binding. Lineage: Eukaryota; Metazoa; Arthropoda; Insecta; Lepidoptera; Nymphalidae. Gene Ontology annotation, cellular component: cell-cell junction. Gene Ontology annotation, biological process: cell-cell adhesion. The coding region runs from base 378 to 1856 and encodes 492 amino acids. The record is from RefSeq and is a predicted model, not a curated record.
CCGUAGGGUGAGUGUGCGUUGCUUCUGUCCGGGUUUUGAGACUACUUUUACGUGACCGUUUAGAACCGGUUUUGAAAGUGCUCUGAGGUGUGGCGUAGGCGGUCAGUGCCGCGUUCAACCGUAAAAUACUCUUUUCAAAAGUUCAAAAUCAACUUUGUGUUAGUAAAAAAGUGCAUUUGUGAGUCACGACGAUUGUACGACCUUAUCUUGAGUGAAAGGGACGACGACAGCGGUGGACACCCGUGCGCGAGUGAGACAGAAGAGUCCAGUUUAAACCUGUUUGGAUUUUUUUAAACCAAAAAGGUUAAAAAGUGACCGCUUUCGUGUCUAGUUAUGCGAGUGUGUGAGUGUCUGUGAGAGGAUUUCUAUAGAACAAGAUGGCUGCCCUUCCCGCGCUUUUUGGACUUCUCCUUCUGACUAUUGUCUCAGGUCAAAAUGUAGACAUCUCGCCUAAGGAGGCCGUGCGCCGCGCUGGAGACGACCUGAUUGUGCUCUGCAAAGUUCCCUAUCCAAUAGACUCUUGUCGAAUGACAGUCGGUGGUAAAUCAUACAGACUCAUUCCGAGCAAUCAAGAUGAAGAAGUCGUAUACUCGGGUCAGGGAUUACAGUUUGGCGAAUGCGGAGCUCACAUAAAACAUAUAAGGGAAGAGUGGAACGGUAACAUAUCUUGUAUGUUGCCCCCUAAGAGCGGCAGCAUUGAAGUCACUGCAGCCAUGAGGCUGCUUGUUGCAAGAGCUCCAGGAAUCCCUCAACUCAUCUCCCCACCACAGCCUACUUUCAAAGAGGGUGAUGACUUCAUGGCGCAAUGCAUAGUUCCUGAUGGCAGACCAGCUGCCAAGAUUACGUGGUAUUUGGAUGAGGUCCAACUCCUGGCCGGAGUACACCAGCCCAUCAUAACACAGGAGCCUGGCAGUGAUUUACAAACGAUCAGCCAAAAUGUCUCCAGGUCCCUAACUCCAGAUGACAAUGGCAAGAAACUGGUUUGUCGAGCUGAACAUGAGGCUCUGGAUGGGCCCAGGGAAGCUGCAAGACAGUUGGUGGUUCACUACCCCCCCAAGCGGCUGGAGGCGGGCCCCAUGACGAUCUUCGGGCUGAAGCUGGGCGCCGAGGGCCGCCUCAACGUGUCGGUGCGCGCCAACCCGCCGCCCGCCGCCGAGUGGACGCUGGGCGACGCCGUGCUGGCGCCGCCCGCCGCCGACGAGCGCCGCUCCGCCGUCGCGCUCGAGCCGCUGCACCUGGGAGGCGGAUACUACAACAUCACGCUGGUGCUGACGCGAGUCGCCAAGGAGGACGUGGACCGCACGUACUACCUGAGGGUUACCAACGACUUGGGGAGGGAGGAGUUCGCGCUGAGGCUCAGCACCAUGGACGAGCCGGCCGGCGUGGAGCUGGACACGGGCGCCAUAGUCGGCAUCGUGCUCGCGGUGCUGCUGCUGCUCAUCGCCGUCUUCCUCGUGGUGUUCGCGAAGGCGACGGACCGCUGGUGCUUCGCCGGCAGGAGUCGAGACCACACUAAGAGUUCCGGAGAAUCGACUCCGGCCGGGGACGUGCUUUUAGAGAGCGUGGUUCUACCUUCUAAAACUAGCGACACGGAGAGCGCCGCCGGACAAAAGUCGCGACUCAGCGCGCUGACGGCCCGCGUGCGCGCCGCCCUGCCGCGCGGGCGCGACCGCGUGCAGGCGACGGAGCCCGAGCGCGGCGACGACAAGGCGCUAGCUGAUGACAAGAAGGGAGUUAUUUACGCUGAACUAGCUUUAGGGGAGCAGAACGCGGAAAAACCACCUCCUCCCUCCACAGAGUACGCAGAAAUCGUAUGCACGGAACAGUCGCCACAGAUGAAAGAGAACAAAGAGUAACUAUGAGAUAUCAUGUAUGCACCUUUUAAAACAAAACUUAUAUUUAAAUUGAAUAUUAUAAUCGGAAUUUACAUUUCUUCGAUCGAUCGAUCGUUAUUUAAUUGCAUCCACCGACAAGAUAUUAUAAAUUAUUUAAAAAAAUAUUUUUUAAUUAUUGUGAAGUGUUAUGUCGGUUCCACAUCUACUAAUUAUAACAUAUUCCAAUCCACAAAAAAAUAAGUAUUUAUUUAUCAAUUGUCUUUUCAUAUGUAAAUAAAUAACUCAUCGAAAUAUUUAAAUUUUGGAUUAUGUAUAUGUCGGAGUCGAUUAACAAACAUUAAAAAAACAACUUAUGAUGGAACUUAGUAAUCUCAUUUAUUCCUUAAUAGAUUAAGAUACGUGUGCUUUUAAUUAUAUUAUAUACAAUUAAUAGAUUUAAAACAUUUUUUAAUUAUUCAACUGCCUUGCGAUUUUUAUAAUAAUUAUAAUAUGUAUAAAAAAUGCUCUUUGAUAUAUUUGAAAUGUAAUUUAAAAAUCUUUUCUUUUAUGUUUUAUCUGUAUCUAAAUAAAUUAAAAAACGAUAUAUAAGUUAAUUCCUUUGAGCCUUAUUUAUAAACUUUGUUUAGCGCGUGAAACAACGCUGUAUCUUUUUCUUUCAAAUGUCAAAUCAACUAUGAGAGAAAGAGAGAAAUCACUGUUUAAGUAAAGAGCUAAGCAACGUUUAUGUAAGGGUGUAUAUUUUUAAAUAACGACAGGGUCACAUUGGAGGCUUAUAAUAUAAGGGUCCCAUUAUUUACACUGUUCAGUAAUUUUUAAGGUACAAAUAUUUUUUAUUUUAUAUGAAAUUGUUUUAAUUAGCCUUAAAAUAAAAUAGAUGACUCGUUCGUGGGUCGUUUUACAUUUUUAAUUCCGUCCAUUAAUACGUAUGAAGAUUUUUUUUUUCAAAACGUAAAAUAAUUUACAUACCAAUGUUACCAUUUUUUAAAAAUAUGCAAAUGAAUGUUUUAUUUUUUCAGAAUCAAAAAAAAUAUUCAUAUUUUGAGAAAUUAAUAUUAAAACGAGGUGCUUGAAUCACGCACAUAGUUUUAUUAUAUAAUUAGAUAUAUUAAAUGCUGUACACUAUUAUAUAACAUUUACACUUUGUCACAUGAAAUCAAUAUUUAAAUAACAUAACAUAUAAAUAAUUUGAAACAAAAUAUUGGGAAAAAUUAUUUCAAGUACUUCAAUGGCUUUGCGCUUGUUCUAGAUAUUUUUUGUACGUUUUAAAAUUUGCUUGCUGUUUGUGUGGUACUUAAAUAUAUACUGAGUAUGUGUGUUAAGAUAAUAAAAUAUCUUGUGUCAUAA